This is a messenger RNA of Ophidiomyces ophidiicola, 2190 nucleotides long. It is a transcript of the gene AKR1, whose product is annotated as palmitoyltransferase akr1. The transcript is spliced from 6 exons. Lineage: Eukaryota; Fungi; Ascomycota; Eurotiomycetes; Onygenales; Onygenaceae. Gene Ontology annotation, biological process: protein palmitoylation. The coding region runs from base 1 to 2190 and encodes 729 amino acids. The record is from RefSeq and is a predicted model, not a curated record. Gene Ontology annotation, molecular function: palmitoyltransferase activity; protein binding. Gene Ontology annotation, cellular component: Golgi membrane.
AUGCCUGCCUUACCACCCAAACAAGAGUCGCGCGGCCCAAAUGACCAGGGUUCAGCUACUUCGUCGAGUUCCAGUAAUGACUCCGAUGUUUCGCUCCAACAUAUGCUCCGGGAAGAUGGCGUUGAGUUGAAAGAUGUUAACCCCAGUAACAGAAGCACGGGAGUCCCACCGAUCGAGGAGGAUAUUAUGCAGCUUGCGAGAUUGGGGGAGAUAGGAGCUAUUAAGAAGCUCUUUGACAAGGGGAAAUACGAUGUGAAAUACCGGGACGAGGAAGACAUAACACCUCUUCAUUGGGCUGCUAUCAACAAUCGCUAUGAGCUCUGCAAAUUCCUUCUAGAUUCCGGCGCGGAUGCAAAUGCGAAAGGUGGCGAAUCUGUUGCCACGCCCGCAAUGUGGGCCGCCCAGCGCUGUCAUUAUUAUAUCGUAAAUCUCCUCCUCCAGUAUGGAGCAGACCCCCUCUUGACGGACGCCCAAGGCUAUAAUAUCCUACAUCUAGCAACGAUCGAUGGCAAUGCUUUCCUUCUUGUGCUCCUGCUACACCAAGAUAUUCCAGUAGACGUGGCUGACCCUCAAGGACACACGGGCUUGAUGUGGGCAGCAUACAAAGGAUUUCCUGCAUGCGUUGACCUUUUUCUUCGAUGGGGAGCAAAUGUAAAUGCUGCCGACGAGGGUGGGCUUACACCGCUUCACUGGGCUUUGGUCAAAGGUUCUGCGCCGUGUAUUUACAAAAUCCUGGAGUACGGCGCUGAUCGGUAUGCGAAAACGCGCGAUGGAAAGACGCCGGGAACUGUAGCAGAGGAAAUGAAAACAGUUUCUGCCUGGCAUCGAGCCUUAAGCGAAUCUGGGUAUCAACCAAAUGGCGAUGUAACACACCUACCACUUGGUCUGGCCCCGAUUUUACGAACGCGACGAUAUGUUUCUAAGUUUUUCUUUCUUUGGCCCUUUACUAUAAUCUAUAUUGCUAUUUGGAUUCUGAGUGAAUUCUCUAUUUUUAUUUCGAUACCCUUAGUGCUUAUUUGCAUCUUUGGCAUGCAGUGGGUGGCUCAGUGGGUAGCAAGUCGCAGCAUUUCCGAUUUCCGCUUGAUUCAAAGAACACCGUUUCUAGCAGGUGUGUUUGCAGGCUCAUUAUUCUGGGUUGGCGUCCAGUGGCUCUCAAGAGUCCUUCCAUACACCUAUUCCUCCUUUCCGUUAUAUAAUUUCUCUUUUGCUAUAUUUGCAACGCUCACUGGUUACUUCUAUUUCCUAUCUAUGCUUGAAGACCCAGGUUUUGUUCCCAAGGUUUCUAGCAGAAACCAGCAAAAGACCACUGUAAUGGAUCUCUUGGGCAUAUGGAAAUUUGAUGACGACAAUUUCUGUGUUUUUUGUUUGAUUAGAAAACCUCUAAGGAGCAAGCAUUGCCGACGCUGCAAGCGUUGUGUUUCAAAAUAUGACCAUCAUUGUCCCUGGAUUGAUAACUGUGUGGGAUCGAAUAACUUGCGUCACUUCGUUUUGUAUAUUUUUGCCUUGGAAAUUGGGAUCACUCUUUUCAUUCGACUCAUAUUUGCAUACAUUGACACCUUGCCCACACCUUCUGGAACGGAAUGUAACAUUAUAUCCCCAUCAUUAUGUGGUAUUAUCAAACGAGAUGCAUUUACUAUCCUCCUCACAGUCUGGACAGCGCUUCAACUAGUCUGGGUGACUAUGUUAUGUGUCGUACAGCUUGUUCAAAUAUCCCGUAAUCAAACAACUCACGAGAAUAUGAAAGGGCAUUCAAUCGAAUAUGCUGAUCCAGCCACCGGCGCUGUUACAUCUGCUAUUCUCACUGGUGGUGUUUCCGCGGCACCAGGAGCCAGUUCUUUGCCAACUUCGUCGGGUCAGAAACAGCAUAGCCACAGGCAUGGCGGUUAUUUCUCUCAAUGGAAGACACUGCUGGGCUUGGAUACCUUCAUGGCUACUGCUCAAGAAGGCCUCAGAGAUCGACGAGCAGCUCGCUAUCGCAACCCCUUUUCAUAUGGAAUUGCCACAAAUUGUCGUGAUUUUUGGUGUGAUCCCGCCCCAUAUUUUCGAAGGAGAGACCCUGGUUCCGCAAUGCUGAAUGGUGAAUUGGUAAAUUACAACCGCAUGUACGAGACCCCAUUGAGACUUAGAACAGGAGAAUCAGGAAUGGUUUAUAGAGGCGUUGCGACUGAUGAUAUUGAGACCCAAGUCUAA